UUGUGAUAGGUAUAUGUUGCGAAAAAUGCUUUUCGGCAGACAUAAUGAGUGCACAAGAUUACAAUAUGCUACAUUUAAUCAAGCAGUGCAGGAUUUUAUAUCAUAAACUGGCAUAUUCAUAGAUAUAUAUGAGCAUUUUUGACGAAAAAUUGUUGUAAAUGAAAAGUUUACGUCACUCUCUGCGUCAUUUACGUAAGCGACGUGAUCAAUGACCUACGUCUAAAUUUACCUUUGCUUGCUAAUGGCCACUCAAGCUGCUCAAGGCUGGAGGUUGUUGUUGGUUGUUGGAGAGCUUUGUGAUAGGAGUGUAUUGCGUUGCUCCCGUGAUUUUGUGGAGAGGGUAUUAUUUGAAAAUCGGAAAUAUAUUACCCUAACCGGGAGUCCUUGUGUUAAGUGGAUUGAAACUGGUGGUGGACCAAUAGUUUCAUCGACACUGGAGACAUUCUGAUUCAGCUCGAGCAAGCUUUAUCAUUAUCGGUGAUAUAUUUGGAUUGAGAUUUCACUUUCAAGCAACAAUUUGAUUUGCUUGCGGUGGAUGUAAGAGCCGUCAAGAUAUAAAUACAGGAAUCUAGUGUCAUCUCAGUCUGGUGACCUGGACGGUACGGCGCGUUCCGUCGCAGCACGAUGGCCGGCAGCAGCCCGCAGCAGCAGUUCGACGCGGCCGUCCAGCUGAUCCGCGGCCUGCCCAAGGACGGCCCGUUCCAGCCGUCCAACGACAUGAAGCUGCGACUGUACGGGUUCUUCAAGCAGGCCACCGAGGGCCCGUGCACGCAGCCGGCGCCCUCCUUCUGGGACGUCGUCGGCAAGGCCAAGUGGGCCGCCUGGAAGAACCUGGGCGACCUGCCCUCCGAGCAGGCCAUGACCUCGUACGUCGACGAAAUCAAACAGGUGAUGGAGACGAUGUCGCUCACGGACGACGUGGCCCACCUGAUGGACACCCUCGGACCCGUCUACGAGUACGUCGACGACGACGGGGCCGACGGCCGCAGCGCGCGCAAAAAGCACGUGCACUUCUCGGCCGACGAGGGCGCGCCGACCACCAACGGGCACGGCGCGCCGGCGGCGUCCGAGGACGGCACGGAGCCGGCCGAGGAGGUCGGGAGUGCGGCCGCGCUGCCGAACGGCUCGCCGCCGCCGCGUGCCGAGAGGUGGGCCGGCUCGGCUACCUCCGAUACCGAUACGGACGACGAGUUCAACGACCCCAUCGGCGAGGCGGAGCCGGCGCUGGGCCGCAGUCUAAGCACGGAGGCGCGGCUGGACGCCCUCCACCAGCAGCUGACGGCACUGGCGCGGAUGGUCGACUCGGCGGGACCUCGGCUCCACUCCCGAACCACGGACGGAGCGGCGCUCACCAACGGCGUGCAUCCCACGUCCAGCGCCGCCGCCGCGGUCACUGCGUCCGCACCGGCCUCCAGCUGCCCCGCAGGCGUCCACGACGAGCUGCGCGCCCUGGUGCGCGACAUGAGAGACGACCUGGACACGGUGACGGGCCGGCUGCGGCGGCUGGAGGCCGGCGCCGGCGCCGAGCGGGAGCAAAAGAGCGUCCCGUCCCGGCCGUGGUGGCAGGUGCCCGAGCUGUCAGUGGCCUCAGUGCUGGUGCUGCUGGCCUGGCCGCUGGUGCUGCAGCUGGUGCUGCGCCUCGUCACCAGCCGCCGGCGCCGGUAGUGACGCACUGGUGACACGCCAAACACCAGGGGAGUCAGUGGAGCGGCGACAGCUGAUACCAGGUGAAAGCCACGCGCUGUGACCGGCACCUGGCCAGACACCCGCGGCUCCUGGCCAGACACCCGCGGCUGCUGGCCAGACCGGCCUGUACGGAGAUAGGGGGCGUCACCAGCCGAUGUGGCCAUGGCAGCUGACAACUGCUACCGUUACCGUGAUUUUGUACAACACUCUACACCUGCACCCUCGGUGAUUAGAGUGAACCGAUGCGAUAAAUAAUAUGGGAAAGGGCGGCGCCCGCUUCCAGUGGGGUUGGGUUCUGACUGGGCUGUCGUGGUGGGGUGACGGUGCUAAUUAUUGUGGGGAUUGAAUAACAUUGCUCCCAAUGAUGUGCGCGAGCACAAUGCCCAGUAAUGAACGUAGGUACCCAUUCCAAAUUGGCUGUCCAGUGAUCGCAUAUGUAUCUGAUGGGGUGGUGGGUGGGGAGUUAUCCAGUGGGUGCCUGGGUCUACUGGCGGAGUAUUUGUGAGUGAGUGAGUGAGGAGCGAGUGAGUGAACCAGCGCUGGCCGCUGGCGGUGCCGAGCGGCCGCCCCGGCUGGCUGGCUGGUGGGCCCUGCACCAUACUACCGGACGUUUUACGUGGCCGGCGGACACGGCCGGUGGCUGGCGGCCGCCGGAGGACGGGCGCCCCGCCGUCCAGUGCUUUACACCGGGAGCUGCCGAGUAGUCGCCGGCUGGCUACCUAUAUAUGCUUACACUACCUUUUUGUUAUUGGGAUGUGCUGUCUAGGUGUAGUUUCGUUCUGUUUGUCGGGUCCGUUGUUAUACUUUAUAUCGGUGAUCUGUCGAGCUUACGAGCUGUAAGCUAGCGUCAAUACCUGACCGGUGUGAACGGAGGGGUGUACGUACCUCCGAGUCACCGAGGGCCGGUACCUGACCUGUGUGAACGGAGGGGUGUCCCCCGGGUCACCGGGCAGUCGGGUGCCGGUACCUGACCUGUGUGAACGGAGGGGUGUCCCCCGGGUCACUGGGGCCGGUACCUGACCUGUGUGAACGGAGGGGUGUCCCCCGGGUCACUGGGGCCGGUACCUGACCUGUGUGAACGGAGGGGUGUCCCCCGGGUCACUGGGAGCCGGUACCUGACCUCUGUGAACGGAGGGGUGUCCCCCGGGUCACCGGGCAGUGGGUGCCGGCACCUGACCUGUGUGAACCGUCCCCCGGGUCACUGGGGGCCGGUACCUGACCUGUGUGAACGGAGGGGUGUCCCCCGGGUCACUGGGGCCGGUACCUGACCUGUGUGAACGGAGGGGUGUCCCCCGGGUCACUGGGAGCCGGUACCUGACCUCUGUGAACGGAGGGGUGUCCCCCGGGUCACUGGGGCCGGUACCUGACCUGUGUGAACGGAGGGGUGUCCCCCGGGUCACUGGGGCCGGUACCUGACCUGUGUGAACGGAGGGGUGUCCCCCGGGUCACUGGGGCCGGUACCUGACCUGUGUGAACGGAGGGGUGUCCCCCGGGUCACUGGGCAGUGGGUGCCGGUACCUGACCUCUGUGAACGGAGGGGUGUCCCCCGGGUCACUGGGGCCGGUACCUGACCUCUGUGAACGGAGGGGUGUCCCCCGGGUCACUGGGGCCGGUACCUGACCUGUGUGAACGGAGGGGUGUCCCCCGGGUCACUGGGUGCCGGUACCUGACCGGUGUGAACCGUCCCCCGGGUCACUGGGGCCGGUACCCGACCGGUAGGGAGUCGGGAGCGGUGCUUCUGUUUGAACCAGAGAUGGAGAUUGUUAUCGUCGCGGCCAAUCGCGGACACCACAGUAGUUUAUAACUCAUAGCCCCUGGUUUCCUGCGAGGGCAGGGGUAUCUCGGUGUCCCGGAGGCGUGUGGCCCGCUCGGCAGCCAGUUGUGUGCAUGUGCGCGCGGCAGACCCGCCUGCCGGGGGAUGUCUGCUCCGGCGCCGCCGACACCGGCCCGGGUAGGGCGCUGUCGCCGCCGGCUGCCACAGACAAGCCAACUUACGAGUGUACAGGCCGGUGCACUGACAGGCCAAUGUACCAGUGUACACUGUACAGGUCGGUACACUGUUGUUAUCGAUACCAAUAGUUUAUUUUAUUGUCUGCGAUUGUGUGCCGACGUUUCGUGAUGAAUCACGGCGGCGCGUGACUAAAUAUAUGAUGAUCACAUCGAUACUAGA
Messenger RNA from Amphibalanus amphitrite, 3856 nucleotides. Its product is annotated as acyl-CoA-binding domain-containing protein 5-like. Bases 625 to 1665 code for a protein of 346 amino acids. The record is from RefSeq and is a predicted model, not a curated record. Gene Ontology annotation, biological process: fatty acid metabolic process. Lineage: Eukaryota; Metazoa; Arthropoda; Thecostraca; Balanomorpha; Balanidae. The transcript has 9 exons. Gene Ontology annotation, molecular function: fatty-acyl-CoA binding.